GUAGUAAUGGUAAUGGGAAAUAUCAUCAUCAGCAUUCUUCUUCGAGCGCUGCUACAACGACCACGACGACGAUGACGAUAGGAGGAGGGGAUUCGAGAGGGAGGGAAAGUUAUGGGAGUGGGAGGGGGGUGGAAAGUGGAUAUACUAAUCCUAAUCAAUAUAAUCCUAAUCAAUAUAAUACUAAUACUAAUAAUAAUAAAGCUCUUCGAGGAGGAGGUGGAGGUGGAGGUGGAGGUGGAGGGACAUAUUACAAAUCCCUCAGAGAUGGUGGAGAUGAAGACAGAGAUGGAGAUGAAGAGGAGGAGGAAGAUUUACUGAAUAGUUAUGAACCGAGUUUCGUCGGAGUGAUUUUGAAUCCGAGGAGGAGUUUGAGGGUGAUUAAUCGGGAUUGAAAAACAAAAAAGAAAUUGUGAAC
Molecule: messenger RNA, 415 nt
Organism: Sphaerulina musiva SO2202
Lineage: Eukaryota; Fungi; Ascomycota; Dothideomycetes; Mycosphaerellales; Mycosphaerellaceae
Exons: 1
Coding region: 72-392 (106 amino acids)
Source: RefSeq, a predicted model, not a curated record